This is a messenger RNA of Entrophospora sp. SA101, 1866 nucleotides long. NCBI's taxonomy places the organism in Eukaryota, Fungi, Glomeromycota, Glomeromycetes, Entrophosporales, Entrophosporaceae. The record is from the annotation of a GenBank genome assembly.
AUGGCAAUAACUUUCCCAUCAGGUCUCCAAAAUAACUUUGCAACGACAGCUGAUACUACUACAGCUGAUACUGUGGCUGCCAAAGAACCAGAAAUCGUUAAUAAACCAAAACCAAAACGUCUACGUCGUUUAUUAACAAUUGGCGCUUUGAUUAUUACUGGCACUGUAAUUUUUUCAAUUCUCGAUAAUAAAAAAGUGGAAAAUCUAGCAAAAGAACAUGAAAUAAAGGAUUUAUUAUCGAUUACUUGUAAGAAUGGCGGCCCUAAAAAUUUACCAGUUGCUGAACAUUUUACUGAUGAAAAGGAUUCUCAAAAAGAUAAACCUAGAAUAGUUAUACUUGGGUCAGGCUGGGGUGCUAUUUCAGUUUUAAAAGAAUUGGAAAAAGAUAAUUACCAUGUUACUCUGAUCUCUCCUCAACCUUUACUUCCAUCUGCAACAGUUGGAACACUUGAGACUAGAUCACUUUUAGAGCCAAUUAGAAGUAUAGUCAAAGGAAUAGAUGCACAUUAUUUGGAAGCUACUGCGACAGAUAUUUGUUUUGAUGAAAGACUUGUAGAGGUUAAACCAACCGGGGACUUCUCGCAAUCUUUUUAUGUUCCUUACGAUAAACUUAUAAUCGCUGUAGGUUCUCAAUCAAUUACUCAUGGAAUUGAAGGAAUCGAACAUUGUCACUUUUUAAAAACAGUAAAUGAUGCUCGUAAAUUAAGAAAAACAAUUAUUCGUAAUUUUGAAAUGGCUUCUUUACCAACAACUUCACCCGAAGAGAAGAAAAGACUUUUAAGUUUUGUUGUCUGCGGUGGAGGACCAACUGGUGUGGAAUUUGCUGCCGAAUUACAUGACUUUUUGAAUGAAGAUUUAGUCAGAUAUUUCCCAGCUGUUCUUAGAAAUGAAGUGAAAGUUAGCAUUAUUCAAAGUCAAGAUCAUAUAUUAAAUACAUAUGAUGAAAAGAUUAGUAAAUUUGCCGAGAGUAAAUUUCAACGUGAUAACAUCAAUGUGAUCACAAAUGCUCGUGUUCAAAAAAUCGAACCAAAUCAAAUUGUUUAUAAAAUGAAAAAAGGGGAUAAAGAAGAAAGACUUGAUUAUGGAUUGUGUCUCUGGUCAACUGGAAUUUCAAUGAACCCUUUAACGAAAUUGAUAUCAGACAAACUAGAGCCGCAAAAAAAUACACGUGCCCUUAUUACAGAUAAUAGACUUCGUCUUAAGGGUGCACCUGAUUCUAGUGUAUAUGCGAUUGGGGAUUGUUCCACUAUCGAAAAUCCAAAAUUAGUUCAAAAUUUAAUGCAAUUUUUUAUUGAUGCUGACACAGACAAAAAUAAUUGUUUGAGUUACAACGAGUUUCAUGAAUUAGCCAAAAAAAUAUCAAGACGUUACCCAAUUACCUCUAAUCAUUUAAAGAAAGCUGAUUCAUUAUUUGCUCGAUAUGAUAUAGAUAAAAGUGGCACUCUUGAACUGGAUGAAUUACAAGCAAUGUUGAAUGAUAUUGAUAAACAACUUACUGCUUUACCUGCGGUUUCACAAGUUGCUCAUCAACAAGGCAAAUAUUUAGGCAAAAAAUUAAAUAGUCUAGCACUGGCAUCAAAAACCAAUGUACUACCAACGCCAUUGGAUUAUUCAACAGAUACUGAUAAUCCCGCGCCGGACACUGAUGAUCGAUUAGCACCAUUCAACUAUGCUCAUUUGGGCUCGCUUGCAUAUAUUGGUAAUGCAGCCGUAGCAGACUUUGGUAUGGGUUGGACUUGGAUGGGUAAUUGGUCCGCUGUAUAUCUUUGGAGAAGUAUAUAUCUGAGUGAACAAGUUUCAUUUAGAACUAGGACAUUGUUGGCUAUUGAUUGGUCAAAGAAACAGAAUUCAAUCUUAUAUUUGUGA